GUGUGAGAUUUGAAGCAGUCGAUUGGAAGCAAGCCACUUUAAAACAUCAAGCCAGUUAUAGAUCACAGAACACUGUGUUGGUACAGAUGAUGGAAUUGAAACUAUUCCAUUUUCUUGCGAUAUUUGCCAUGCCUUUGCAUGCAGAACAAAAUUUUAUUUUAAUCCGUGAUGGCGAAAACCUUGGCAAAUUCUGUGUAAAUCCUGUGGGCGAACCGGGCAAGUGCGUUCCCACCUUUGAGUGCGAGGUGCUACUGCCCGUCCUUGGACAAGCGAAAGUGUCCAUCAGGGAUAGGAUAUUCUGGGACAGAAGCUUUUGCGGUACAUACAAAAGAAGGUCUUUGGUAUGUUGUGCAGGUCCACCACCGGAUGAGCAUCUCAAUUUGCCAUUGCCUCCGUACUGUGGGGUGCAGCAUCAAUCGCGUCUUUAUGGAGGACAGCUAACGCAGCUCGAAGACUUCCCCUGGACUGCAUUGAUUGAGUACGCGAAACCGGACGGCAGUUACGGCUAUCACUGUGGCGGAACUCUUAUCAACCAAGAUCACAUCGUAACAGCUGCUCACUGCGUUAGCUCCCUGCCUGAUGGGUGGAAAGUCCACCGGGUACGGCUUGGCGAGUGGGAUCUUUCGACGGAGCUAGAUUGUGAUCACGAAGUCUGCAACGAACCCGUUGUCGAUAUGAAGAUCGCCAAGGUCAUCGUGCACGAUGGGUUUGAUGCGGGGAACGAGAGCCUCAGCAAUGAUAUCGCGUUGAUUCGCUUUGAGGCGGAGGUGAAUUUUACCGAAACAGUUCGGCCGAUAUGUCUGCCCCUGGCAGCAUCGAUUCGAGCAGAAAAUAUGACGGAACUGUUCGGUACCGUAGCUGGAUGGGGAGUAACACCAACAGUCAGCGGAGUUCCGAAGAAGCUGAAGGUGGACGUUGGCCUGAAAGGCGUCCAGGAGUGCUUUCCGAACCUGGAACGUGCAGCUCAGUUCUGUGCUGUGGGCAAACGCUCGGACAGGGAGAUAUGUAGUGCUGAUGCUGGAGGUGGUUUGACUCGGGCUUUCUACGGCUUUCACUAUCUUAUUGGAAUUACUGGAAUGGGACAGGUGAAGUGCGGUUCGGUGGAUGUGCCUGGAGUGUACACGCGAGUACCAGAUUAUAUUAGCUGGAUAAAAGACAAUAUUGCGUAGUUAUUAACUCUGUUAACAUCGAUAAAAAGGCGCAAAUAUUUUGGGACAUGAAUUGAAAUAUUUUCAAACAACUCGCAAACAGGCGGUUGUUUGAAUGUACUUUAUUUGAAAGACAAAAAAUGUGUCUUAGUGGUUCCCAAUGGUACCAGCAGUAGGUUUAAUAAUAAAUUCUGGUAAAACGGAUGAUUCCGGUUUUUUGUACGAGACCGAUCAUAUCAUAUGACACAUACCGUUGGUGUGGAAGUGUUCCCAGCUUGUAGCUUCGCAAAACACAAUGCCGGUGUGGAGACUUGUUUUGGCUGCUGGUUGACAAGUUCCUAUAGCCAGCUGAUUUGUGUUGUGAACGAAGUCGGUUGUCGCACUUUCGAGCGUAAGAUUAUUGAUGACAACAAAAAACCAGCAAAUCUGCUCAUAGCUCAAAACAUUUUGAUCGCCACUAGCACAACCCGGUAGUAUGGGAAAACCCGCUUUGGAUGCGGUGUAUCGCUGUCGCGCGCUGCAGCAAUGGUAUUGGUGCUGUCAAACGAGUUCGGAAAGUAAGAUUCUUGAGUUAUACCGUCAGACGUUCAAGCAGUUGAGGUUAAUCAGCAAAAAGAGCCAGUUGUGUUGCACCGGGCAUUUUGCGGAUUUCGAUCGUCUCACAGUAGUUAGUCGAAAUGAAGAUGGGAAUGAACAUUGAUCGGUGUUUGGUGUUGCUGGGAGCUUUAACUACGCUUAAUAUGGUUCGGACAUUAGAGCAAGGUGAAAGCUGUGUAAAUCCUGAAGGUAGGCCUGGUAGAUGCAUCUUGUUUCGAGAGUGUCAACCACUGUUGACUAUAUACAACAAGUAUUUCACAACUCCGGACGAAUCGAAAUUCCUUGCCGACAGCCGCUGUGGAGAGCUGGAACGCCGAACAUUGGUAUGUUGUGCAGCAGCCGCUGUUAGUGGGUUACAGACCAUCAAUGACGCACUACCAACAUCACCACAAUGUGGCAUCCAGCUGUCGGAUCGGAUCGUUGGUGGUCAGUCCACGGAAUUGGAAGAGUUCCCGUGGAUGGCACUCAUUCAGUACCGGAAACCCCAAGGGUUCUAUGGCUUUCAUUGUGGCGGUGCGCUAAUCAACGCUCGAUACAUUCUGACAGCAGCUCACUGCGUUCAUUCGCUUCCACGUGGUUGGGAACUCUACCAAAUUCGACUCGGUGAAUGGGAUCUUAGCUCGGCGAACGAUUGCUUGAAUGGAGUUUGCACAGCACAGCCGAUCGAUAUGGAAGCGGAACGGGUUACUGUCCACGACGGUUACAGUGCGCUAGAUGUCAGCCAUGCACACGAUAUUGCACUGAUACGUCUCACGCAUGAUGUGCCUACAUCGCGAACGGUACGGCCGAUCUGUCUACCGGUAGCGAAAUCGGAUCGAAGCCGGAGCUUUGUCGGCAUGCCCAGCUUUGCUGCCGGCUGGGGUAGAACGGAAACGAACGCGGCUAGUGAGAGGAAGCUCAAGGUGCAGCUGAGCGUGCGGGAUGUUGAUAAUUGUUCGCAUGUUUACCGAGGUAUAAAAGUUAUACUGCGAGCAACGGAACUGUGUGCUGGCGGUGAACGUGGGAAGGAUUCUUGCACCGGUGACUCGGGUGGACCGCUGAUGGCAAGAUUUGGCGGUGCCUGGUAUGUGAUUGGUGUCGUUAGCUUUGGUUUGAACAAGUGUGGCACAGCUGGUUUCCCGGGAGUGUACACCAACGUGUCGAUGUACAUGGAUUGGAUUGAGAGUAAUGUGUUGUAGACGUGCUAGUUGGAGAAUGUGAUUAGCGAUUAGAGAGUCUGGGGGAAUCCUGAAGAAUCAGAAAAUUCCGUGCAACCCAUUUGUUUGACUUUGUGGUAAAUUAUUGGACGUGCAUCUUAACGUUUGAUUUGCAAGCAACUGUUAUUAAUGCCAACAUUGUUAAUAUCAAGUAUUCCCGGUCAGUACUUCCUUUCAGGUCCUAAUUUAUUGGCAAUCGCCGUUAUAGAGGUUGAGGAUCAUAAAUUAACAUCGAUGCUCUAGGUUUGUAACAGCAGUGCAAUAGUACACUCAUAUUGAUUUGAAAGUUGCACAAACACAAUCCGAUGUUCCCACAUCUCGUGAAUAAAUAAAACAAAUGUCGUUAUCUAUAACAUCA
Anopheles stephensi (Asian malaria mosquito) is the source of this 3299-nucleotide messenger RNA. Its product is annotated as CLIP domain-containing serine protease 14D-like. Bases 1826 to 2923 code for a protein of 365 amino acids. The transcript is spliced from 7 exons. The record is from RefSeq and is a predicted model, not a curated record. Lineage: Eukaryota; Metazoa; Arthropoda; Insecta; Diptera; Culicidae. Gene Ontology annotation, molecular function: serine-type endopeptidase activity. Gene Ontology annotation, biological process: proteolysis.